Messenger RNA from Dissoconium aciculare CBS 342.82, 1466 nucleotides. RefSeq lists its product as uncharacterized. Lineage: Eukaryota; Fungi; Ascomycota; Dothideomycetes; Mycosphaerellales; Dissoconiaceae. Gene Ontology annotation, cellular component: plasma membrane. Bases 35 to 1150 code for a protein of 371 amino acids. The record is from RefSeq and is a predicted model, not a curated record. The transcript is spliced from 2 exons.
CUACGCCCAUAUCCCGUCUCUGGAUCAAUUCCACAUGGCCACCGACGCUUUAUACGCCGCCGGCACCGGCGCCGUCUUCGGGGCUGCUCUAACUGCCUCGCGAGUCUGGUUGCCUUCCGUCAUCCUCGAUCAGUUCUCCCUCGCCGAUUUCCAUAUGAUGCAUGUCUUUGCUGUCGCUUUGGGGUCCAGCGCCGCCGUCAUGCUUGUCCUCGACCGCCUCGACAUCAUCAAGCGUCCCGUCCGCGCCAACUCCCCCCUUGGUUCCACCUCACCCUACGGUGGUAACCUCCUCGGUGGCGCCCUCGUCGGUCUCGGCAUGAGUGUCUCCGGCGCCUGCCCGGGCACCGUCCUCGUUCAACUCGCCCAGGGCAUCCCCUCCGCGCGCGCCGCCGGAAUCGGCGCUAUCCUCGGCGGUAUCGCCUACGGCUCCAGCAUCCGCUCCUCCCCAUCACCUCCAUCAUCGCCUCUCCUGAAGAACGGCCGUGGGUCAAGUCCGAAAUCUAAAUCUAAGUCCAAGUCCAAACGCAACUCCCGCCACAUCACCUCCCCACCAACCCUCUCCUCUCCUCUGCAGACCGCCACCGCUCCGCGACGAACCACCAUCACCGAGGCCCUCAACGUCCCCGAACUCGCCAUCUACUCCAUUCUCGCCGCCGGCAUCAUCGGCAUCGUCUCCUUCACCCGUUCCUCCUACGCCAACAGCCCACCCAUCACGCCCGUGCAAGGCGGACUCGCAAUCGGCGUCGCACAAGCCCUCUCCCUCCUGUUGACCGCCACUCCCCUCGGCGUGUCCACCGCCUACACCCAAAUCGGUCAAUACGCCCUCCGCGCGCUCGGUCUCGAAGACGGCGAAGGCAAAGCCGAAAAGUCGCUCCCCAAGUCGAUUAUCUUCGCCGCCGGCGUGAUUGCAGGGAGUAUCGCGUUGACCGGCUUGGUUCCCUUGGGCAGUUCGCCGACGGUGCAGAUUCCUUUCUGGCAGGCACUGGUUGGUGGGUUUAUGAUGGUUUAUGGAGCGAGACUAGGAAGUGGGUGUACGUCCGGGCAUGGAUUAAGUGGAUUGGGCGCCCUGUCGUUUUCGAGCUUGAUCUCGGUCGCGGGCAUGUUUGGGACGGGCAUUGCGAGUCGCUUGAUCUUCCAGGCGCUGGCCUGACAGGAUGGAGCGGAAGGGAUUUUUUUGCCGGAACUUUUUCUGCGUUCUGAGUUCUUUUGCUUCUAGAUUUUACGCUGGAUACCCCCUUCGCUUGUUAAUUUACGACACAGACGUACAUCCUUAUAGCGGCUCUUGAAAAGUGUUCGCUUUCUCCAUGAAUGACCACUAGUCUUCAUUUUUCAAGUCUCCUAUCGAGAACUUGUCUAUUCUCAUUUCAUCCUCUUCUCCUAAAUAUCAUCUCUACUGUAAUCCUCAUCAUCCGACGUCAUCAAUUCAUUCGCCCCAGCAGCUUGCUCUUUGAGUGCUUCCAAUGCGU